Molecule: messenger RNA, 1313 nt
Organism: Vombatus ursinus (common wombat)
Lineage: Eukaryota; Metazoa; Chordata; Mammalia; Diprotodontia; Vombatidae
Gene: AKR1E2
Product: aldo-keto reductase family 1 member E2
Exons: 10
Coding region: 51-947 (298 amino acids)
Cellular component (GO): cytosol
Molecular function (GO): aldose reductase (NADPH) activity
Source: RefSeq, a predicted model, not a curated record
GUUUACCCGGUGGAGUCGCUCAGUGAUCAGCUGGUCCAGUCUGGAGUAAGAUGGAGAAAAUCCCUGUGCUGGGUCUGGGCACCUGGAAGUCUUCUCCAAAUCAAGUGACUGAAGCAGUAAAGGCUGCCAUAGACCUGGGUUACCGCCAUUUUGACUGUGCCUUUUUGUACCACAAUGAAAAGGAAGUGGGAGAAGGUAUCCAGCAAAAGCUCAAAGAAGGCAUUGUGAAAAGGGAGGACCUUUUCAUCGUCUCCAAGCUCUGGAAUACCUUCCAUGAGAAGGACCUUGUAAAACGUGCUUGUCAAAAUAGCCUGAAGGAUCUACAGUUGGACUACUUGGACCUUUACCUUAUUCAUUGGCCUAUGGGUUUUAAGGCAGGAGAUGAUGACUUGCCCACAGACCAGAAUGGGAUGAUUAUUGCCAGUGAAACAGACUACUUGGACACAUGGGAGGCCAUGGAGGAUCUGUUGAGUGAGGGACUGGUGAAAGCUAUAGGGGUUUCAAAUUUCAAUCACAAACAAAUUGAGAGACUUUUGAACAAGCCUGAUUUACGAUACAAGCCAACAAACAGCCAGAUAGAGAGCCACCCAUUCCUCACUCAGGAGAAGCUGAUCAACUAUUGCCAUUCAAAAGGUAUUUCUGUGACAGCCUAUCGUCCACUUGGGGGCACCAGUGAUGUCUUCAAUGAACCCAUUAUUAAGAAGAUUGCCGAAAAAUACAAGAAAUCUGAAGCUCAGGUUUUGAUCCGAUUUCAUAUACAGAGAAAUGUGGUGGUAAUCCCCAAGUCUGUCACACCAAGUCGAAUAAAAGAAAACUUCCAGGUUUUUGACUUUGAACUCACAAAAGAAGACAUGGAUGCCCUCCUCCGCCUAAAUAGGAAUCUUCGAUUGGCUCAAUUUCCUAAUGCUAAAAAUCACAAAGACUAUCCUUUCAACAUUGAAUACUGAGGAUGAUCUGGACUAGCCUUCCUUCUCUGCCCUUCCCAUCUGAGUACAAAGACAGCAAUCUUGACUUCUAGAAAACUUUCUCUACUACCCCAACCCUGGAAAGUGUUUUGUGGUUUAAAAAAAUGUAUAUAGGAACAGCUUUAGUUGGGAAAUAUAAAUAUUUGGAGGGUGGCCAGUCUUUCCAUUUUUUGCAAAAUCUCUAGUACUGUCUAAGGGACUGAAGACAGGGUAUUGAGGGAUUUUAGAAAACUGACCUAUAAAUCGCUAAUGUCAUCCUGUGUGCCACGGUGCCUAAGUUUACCUUUUUCAAUUAAUUCACAGUGGAGAUGUGCAUGACUGUUAAUAAAGUAAUGGUAAGUGAAAUAA